AACACUUAAAUCAGAAGCGUAAGAAGGUUACUAGAUACUCGUGUUUACGUUCGUAAAAGAUAAGUCUGCAUCGAGAGUGAAUUAUUAUGCAUUUGCAUAAAAGAAGUGAUAAGUAGACAGUAAUAAUGCAGGUUAACCGUAAUUUUUAUCCCAUAGUUUAUCGUUUAUUGACAUGUAACAGUUUAGUUAAAAUUAGGCAGAAUUUGCUUCCGAGCAGAAACUUUGUUUUGUCAGCAACUUUAAAAGACUGUUUUACAGUUCAAGACGAAAAUGACUUUAAAGAAAAAGUACUUAAAAGUGAAAUACCCGUUAUAGUGGAUUUCCAAGCCACAUGGUGUGGCCCUUGCAAAACUUUGGGACCAAGACUAGAAGGCAUAAUUGCAACAAAAAAUGAUAAAGUGCAUUUGGCAAAAGUAGACAUUGAUGAUAAUAGUGAUCUGGCAAUAGAAUAUGGGGUUAGUGCUGUUCCUUCUGUAUUUGGAAUAAAGAAUGGCAAAGUUAUAGAUAAAUUUGUUGGUGUAUUGGAAGAUGACAAAAUUAAUAGUUUUGUUGACAAAUUAAUUGGUCCAGCUUAAACAACAGCAGAAGUAUAUGAAAUAAAAUUGCAGUUUAAAACUGGUGGUUAAUAAAUUAUUUCAAAUUUAUAAUAGAAUAAAAUGUAUUUUUAAUGAAAUUUUUAUUGUAGUAUUUUUCAAAAUAAAUUUCACAUGUUCUGUAAAUUGAACUUACAUCUUA
Molecule: messenger RNA, 735 nt
Organism: Centruroides sculpturatus (bark scorpion)
Lineage: Eukaryota; Metazoa; Arthropoda; Arachnida; Scorpiones; Buthidae
Product: thioredoxin, mitochondrial-like
Exons: 3
Coding region: 126-575 (149 amino acids)
Cellular component (GO): cytoplasm
Molecular function (GO): oxidoreductase activity, acting on a sulfur group of donors, disulfide as acceptor; protein-disulfide reductase activity
Source: RefSeq, a predicted model, not a curated record